CUAUAAGCCCUGUCCCCUGGGCUCAUUGGGUUCUGGACAUCUGAUAAUGCUGUUGCUGCACUGGGGUCCUGCCUCUAUUCCCUCUCUUAGUCAGAACUGAAUAUUGCUGCUCAGACACCUUCGUCCAGACGUAGAUUUCCACGCAUCACCUUCAGCUGCCUGGAUCAUGGCUCUGCUCUUCUCCUUAAUCUUUGCUAUUUGCACUGGACCUGGCCUAUCAGAGUCUUCACCCAGACUGCGACUUGUUGGAGGCCCCCACCGUUGUGAAGGAAGAGUGGAGGUGGAACGGGAUGGCCAGUGGGGUACUGUGUGUGCUGAUGACUGGAACCUAGAGGCUGUGGCUGUGGUAUGCAGGGAAAGAGGCUGCGGAGAAGCCAAGGAGCCUCUCAGUGGUACUGCAUAUCUGCCUUCAGAAGACAACGAACAACAAGUUCUUAUACAAGAUGUCAGUUGCAAUGGGUUGGAAGAUACGCUGGAUCAGUGCAAGAAAACCGAAGAUGGAUUCAAUUGCUGGAGGAACCAUACUGCAGGGGCACGGUGUGAUAAUCCAGAGAGCUCUAUACCUCCAGUCUUAGAGAGCGUGAGGCUGGCUGAUGGCCCUGGGCGCUGUAAGGGGCGAUUGGAGGUGGGACACCAGGGCCAGUGGAGCACUGUAUGCAAAGCAGGCUGGAACCUCCAGGAUGCAAAGGUGGCAUGCCGGCAGCUAGGAUGUGGGCGGGCCGUGUUGACCAAAAGAUGCUGCAGCAAGGCUACCCAGGGCCAAGGACCCAUCUGGCUAAGCCAGAUGUCAUGCUCGGGACAAGAAGCAACCCUUCAGGACUGCCCCUCUGGACCUUGGGGGAAGAUCAGCUGUACCCAUGAUGAGGACACCUGGGUUGAAUGUGAAGAGGCCUUUGACUUGAAGUUGGUAGGAGGAGACAGCCUCUGCUCCGGGCGACUGGAGGUGUUGCACAAGGGUGUGUGGGGCUCUGUCUGUGAUGACGGCUGGGGAGAGAAGGAGGACCAAGUGGUCUGCAAGCAGCUGGGCUGUGGAGCCCCCCUCUCUCCAUCCCCCAAAGCCCGGAAAACCUAUGGCCUGGGGGUUGGACGCAUUUGGCUGGAUGACGUCUAUUGUUCAGGGGAGGAGCUCUCUCUGGAGCAGUGCCAGCACAGGUUUUGGGGGUUUAAUGACUGCAGCCACAAGGAAGAUGUGGCUGUGAUCUGCUCUGAAUAGUAUCCUGGUCUUCUUGGUAUCCUGGUUUCCCUGACCCCUGCAAGUACCUUUGUGUCCUCCUGGAUUAUCCCAGUGCUCACACUGGGCCUCAGGCUUCAGCCACCACUCCCUACCCCUGGAACUCUGAACACUGUUUCUGUAUUGCCAUCAGAGCCAAUCACCUCCAUCAUUGCCUUGUGAAUAUGGGUUUUUGAGUUUCUUCUUGCUGGGGGAGAUGAGCUACCAUUCACCUUGUGCGCACUGCUGACUCCUCAGCAUUGGUUCUGACCCUUCCCACCUCUUCUCAAUCUGCCUAGAAUCCUCAGGCCUGUCACUUUGAUCAACUGUACAGGCCAUUACCAAGGUGAGAUCUAUGCGUGUAAACCUGAAAAGAAUAAAACAACACAUGGAACCUUUGAAAAUGAA
This is a messenger RNA of Tupaia belangeri chinensis (Chinese tree shrew), 1618 nucleotides long. It is a transcript of the gene CD5L, whose product is annotated as CD5 molecule like. The record is from RefSeq and is a predicted model, not a curated record. The transcript is spliced from 6 exons. Lineage: Eukaryota; Metazoa; Chordata; Mammalia; Scandentia; Tupaiidae. Gene Ontology annotation, cellular component: membrane. The coding region runs from base 167 to 1213 and encodes 348 amino acids.